GUUUUCUCGCGUUUUGUUAUCUUCUUGUCAGCGCUCGCUACGAGGACUCAGCAACCGAGCAUAUAAACCAAAGACAUCGCCACUUACAGCAGUCACUACUGCAUUUCGACCAUCUGCGUAUUCAACACCAUUUCGAUACUUGUCCGCCAUGACCGAAACUCCAAAGUUUACAAAUCGCCUAGCGAAAGAAAAGAGCCCAUAUUUGUUGCAACACGCACAUAACCCGGUCGAUUGGUAUCCAUGGGGAAAAGAAGCAUUCGACAAGGCUGUGGCCGAGAAUAAAGUCAUUUUCCUCAGUGUCGGCUACAGCACCUGCCACUGGUGCCAUGUUAUGGAGCAUGAAUCCUUUGAAAGUGAAGAAGUUGCUGAUAUCAUGAACAAGUUUUACGUCAACAUCAAAGUGGACAGGGAAGAGAAUCCCGGUGUAGACAAGAUGUACAUGACUUACGUUCAAUUGACUUCUGGAAGAGGUGGAUGGCCAAUGAGUGUUUUCCUAACUCCAGACAAAUAUCCCAUCUUUGGCGCAACGUAUUUUCCACCUGAUGACAAACACGGUCGACCAGGGUUCAAAACUGUCUUGAAGAGAGUCGCACAAAUGUGGGAAGCGAAUCCGGAUACCUUGAAAGAAAAUGCUACUGAUACUAUUGAGCAGCUCAGAAGUUAUGCAGAGCAAUCUGGGACUGGAUCUGCUGCCAUGGACUUUUCAAAGAUUACUUCAAGCGUUUAUGAGCACUUGGAGUCGUCGUAUGAUAGCAAGCAAGGCGGUUUCGGCGGAGCACCAAAGUUUCCUACCUCUUGCCAAUUUGCAUACCUGUUGGACUAUCAUCAUUAUAUGAAAAAAGAAGGCAAAAAGCAAGCUCAAAAGGCUUUGGAUAUGGUUCUUUUUACUUUGAAGAAAAUUGCUCAUGGCGGUAUACAUGAUCAUGUUGGAAACGGAUUCCAUAGAUAUAGCACGGACGAUCAAUGGCAUGUUCCUCACUUUGAAAAGAUGCUCUACGAUCAAGCACAGCUCCUCUCAACCUAUGCGUCUGCCUACAAAAUCACUAAAGACGACUUCUUUGCGGAUACCAUGAGAGACAUCAUUAAAUACGUCGAGCGGGAUUUGCAACACGAUGGCGGCGGCUUUUACUCUGCUGAAGAUGCAGACUCAUAUCCAGAAAAAGGUGCUACCAAAAAACUUGAGGGAGCAUUCUGUGUCUGGGAAAAAUCAGAGUUGACAGAUAUUCUUGGAGAAGACGAUGCUGAUAUCUUCUCUCAUCAUUAUGAUGUUAAGAAGAAUGGUAACGUUGAUCCAGCACAAGACCCACAUGGAGAACUGGAAGGCAAAAAUGUUUUGAUCGAACGAUCGACUGCCUCAGAAACUGCGAAACAAUUCAAUAUUACAGAGGAUCAGGUGAAUGAUGUUCUUAACCGGUGUAAAGACAAGUUGUGGGCUUUACGACUGGAGAAGCGACCGAAACCUCAUAGAGAUGAUAAGAUCUUGACUUCUUGGAAUGGUCUUAUGAUAUCUGGACUGGCUCAAGCAGCUCAAGCGUUACAAGACCCGAAGAUUGGCCAGUUAGCUGAGAAAGCUGCCCUGUUCAUCAAGAAUAACAUGUAUCAAGCGGAUUCGUCUACUCUGAUUCGAAGCUAUAGAGAAGGACCAUCCAGUAUAGAGGGCUUCCUGGAAGAUUAUGCUUUUCUUAUUCAAGGCCUCAUAGACCUUUAUGAAACUAGCCCUGACGAACAGUGGAUAGAAUGGGCAGACCAACUGCAAAAGAAGCAGGAUGAAGUGUUUUAUGACAGCAAAAAUGGUGGAUACUUCAGUGUAGCUGAAACGGACAAGUCGAUAUUGCUUCGAAUGAAAGAUGAGAGCGAUGGAGCGGAGCCAUCUGGCAAUGCUGUUGCCCUGAAGAACCUAUUGAGACUCGGACAAGCUUUGGAGGAUCAUGCAAUGAUCGAUCGUGCUGGUUUCACCGUCACUUCUUUCCAUAGCAUGUUGACUAAGUACCCGUUUGCUAUGCCUGCUCUCGUAUCUUCCUACAUGAUGUAUGACAAAGGGGUCAAGCAGGUGAUUACUUCUGGCCCCCUGGAUGAUCCGACUGUAAAAGAAUUCCAUCGAUUGGUCAAUGAAACUUUCCUUCCCAACAAAUUGCUUGUGCAUGCACAACAGGGAAGCUUCAUAGCCUCCAAGAACCCUACCGUGAGCACAUUGACUAACCAGGACCAAAAACCCUUGGUUCAUAUUUGUGAGAAUUUCACCUGUGGAAUGCCCAUGGAAACGGUGGAGGAACUGGAAAAGUCGCUACAGUAAUAUCAUCGUUUUUUUUUUUUUUUGUUUUGGCCUAACACGCCGAAUAACAUGACUGCAAAAAAUAUCUCUAUUUCCUUUGUUUUGUCUCCGUACCUAUAUUCUUUGCGUUUAUAACUUCAUCCACCCGAUAAAAAUCUGUAAUCAAACAUGGACGAAAAACGUUUCAAAUUAACUGACG
Molecule: messenger RNA, 2471 nt
Organism: Umbelopsis ramanniana AG
Lineage: Eukaryota; Fungi; Mucoromycota; Umbelopsidomycetes; Umbelopsidales; Umbelopsidaceae
Exons: 17
Coding region: 149-2293 (714 amino acids)
Biological process (GO): carbohydrate metabolic process
Source: RefSeq, a predicted model, not a curated record